Messenger RNA from Pangasianodon hypophthalmus (striped catfish), 4092 nucleotides. It is a transcript of the gene cacng4a, whose product is annotated as calcium channel, voltage-dependent, gamma subunit 4a. Gene Ontology annotation, biological process: calcium ion transmembrane transport; regulation of AMPA receptor activity; transmission of nerve impulse. Gene Ontology annotation, molecular function: channel regulator activity; voltage-gated calcium channel activity. NCBI's taxonomy places the organism in Eukaryota, Metazoa, Chordata, Actinopteri, Siluriformes, Pangasiidae. Bases 467 to 1444 code for a protein of 325 amino acids. Gene Ontology annotation, cellular component: AMPA glutamate receptor complex; voltage-gated calcium channel complex; postsynaptic density membrane. The record is from RefSeq and is a predicted model, not a curated record. The transcript has 4 exons.
AUCAGUAAAGUGACUCGUCAGUGCUUAUUACUACCCGAGCGCGCGCAGUUCACUAGCGGGGGGGUGGAAAGGGAGCACGAGAGCGCAGAAGAGCGUCGUUUUCGCACCUCGGUGAGAAGUUUGCUACCACUGAACGCUCGGCUUGUAUCCUUGAAUCCAUUUUUUUUUUGGCUCGAAAUGCUCGGAGUGGAUGCGCGUUUCAGGCUCCGCACGUGCGCCUGUCCGUUGAUCCCCGUUGCGCGCUUUGAGCUUGGCGACCUGCUCGCUUGCGUCGCUCAGUUUUUCCAUCAGAGUUAAAAAAAGACAGAUUUAAAAAAAAAUCCAUUUAUUUUUAACUUAAACAGCGCAAACCCCGUUGUCUCAGGAUAAGGAUUCGGGCUCAGCACGUGCGCCCGCCCUGCGUUCGUGGUUAGACGCGCGCGAAUGUUGAUGCCAGCGCGUGCCGGAUGAGCAUGAGUCCGCCGCCAUGGCUCGCUGUGACCGCGGCGUUCAGACUCUUCUCACGGCUCUGGGCGCGUUCGCUGCCUUCAGCCUCAUGACGGUGGCCAUCGGCACGGACUACUGGCUGUACUCGCGCGCGUACGUGUGUAACGCCACCAACAGCAGCGCGGACGAAGCGGAAAACCUGCUGCAGCCGAAAAAGACCAAAGGAGACCUGACCCACUCUGGCCUCUGGAGGAUCUGCUGUAUUGAAGGAAUCAACAAAGGAAGCUGUUACCGGAUCAAUCACUUCCCUGAGGAUAAUGACUACGAUACAGACAGCUCUGAGUACAUCCUGCGGAUUGUGCGAGCAUCCAGCCUUUUCCCCAUCCUGAGCACUAUCCUGCUGCUGCUGGGAGGAGUGUGUGUGGCUGUAGGACGAGUUUACAGCGGCAGGAACAACAUCCUCCUUAGUGCUGGCAUCUUGUUUGUGGCUGCAGGUCUGAGCAACAUCAUAGGCAUCAUCGUGUACAUCUCGAGCAACGUCGGCGACCCCAGCGACAAGAAAGGCGAAGACAAGAAGAACCAGUACAGCUACGGUUGGUCCUUCUACUCUGGCGCAUUGUCGUUCAUCGUGGCCGAAGCCAUCGGUGUGCUUGCUGUCAACAUCUACAUUGAGAGGAACAAAGAAGUGCACGUGAAGCGGCGCAACUUCCUGAAAACCGGUGCAUCGUCCUCCUCACCAUACAUGCGAAUUCCAAGCUACCGGCAGCGCAGGCGGCGCUCUCGCUCCAGCUCACAUUCCACCGAGCCAUCUCGAGACAACUCGCCUGUCGGAAGGAAGAUGGCGGCAUCCGCACUGCCUCUAGGUGAGAUCUCCAUGUACACUCUAAGUCGAGAGCACCCACUGAGGUCAGGAGGCGCACUCGGGCCCUACCCAGAGCCACCCAACUUUCUGCAAGUUCACAACUGCUUCGCCAAAGGCACGAAGGACGGCGUUAACCGCAGGACCACGCCCGUUUAAACAACACACGUCUGGUUCAAGAGGGCCAAUAGUCAUAGUGGCACUUGGAAGUAUAAGUAUCACUGUGGCUGAGUUUUAACAAUGUUACAAUGAAAUGUUGAUUUGAGGGAGCGAUGUUUUCCUUAACACAUGUUUUAAAGAUAACUAAUGGACAUUGUAGCAUUUUCUGAGCCACGGUUUGGCUCCGAGUUUCAUACUGUAUAUACAUAUGCACAGUCUGCAGUCCAAGUAGCAAUAUUUCAAUGCACUGAAAAUUGAAAUAUUAUCCCAGAAAUGUUUGAGUAUUUUCAUGUUUUCUUUGUGUCAGUAUGAUUGACACUCAAGGCCAAUUCACACUGGACACAUCACGUCAUGCGUCACGUGUAGCUUAACGUCCACCUCGGCCACGUUAGAGAUUAGCUGCGUGUCAGUGAAGCAUCCUAAUCAUGCUUGCUUGUGUUUUUUAAUGCUUCCUGUCUAUUUUUUUUCACUCAUGCUCAUGAGUCAAGUGUAAACACCACAGAAAGCCAGUGAAAGCUUAUUUAAUGUACAUUAUUUAAAAUCACAAUCUACAUAGAUGUCAUGAAUAUGCAACCUGUAGUUGCUAAGUGUUUGUAGCUAUUAUACUCAUUUUACAUCAACAUGGGAGAACAAAAUAAACACAAAUAUACCUUUUGUUCCAUCGCACUGUAUCAUGUCACGUUUUUAGGUGAACAGCUUUGUAAUUUACAGCCGGCAGAUCACUAUGGGCAAAAAAGACUUAGUAAUGAAGGGUUGAGAGCAAGCAAGACUUAGCAACAUGAGCUCUUCUUCACCUUCUUUUGGUUUUUGGACGCUUUACAUCCAGUCCGUUGUAUGAGCGCCUAUUUCAUCACAGUUUGCAAAAAACAAGUAGCUAUGCACCUGCUGUAGUGGAGUCUGGAGCAGAUUCUAUUCUGUUAUAUAAUGCAUAGCAAUGUGAGGUACAAGAUGAGAGACAAAUAUAUUGGAAAAAGGUAAUGAGUAAUUGGUGAGAGUAAGUGAAGAACGGUAGAGAUCGCUCAGCUUGGCUAAGAGGUGGUUGAGAGGAGGCAUGGUUUAGAGAGGCAAACUAGGCUUGUUCCUUUAAUUAUUAAACAUUAAACAUAGAGCCUAAUAUCUCUCAAUAAUGUGCACUUUCUCCUGCUCGUAUGCAGCUGAGACGUGUCCAGUGUGGAUUGUCUUGACAUGAUGAUAAUUUGAUGCGACUCUUACACAAUGCAUCUUUUGUGAAUUUGGGGUGAGACAGCAUGAGAAUGGGAAGCUUGAAAGGUGCUCAUGCCGUGAACAUGAAAACGUCUGGUUCAUAUCUGGUCCUUGCCCUCUUUUAGGAGAUUUUAUAGCUAUUGAAGAAGCCAUUUUGUACAACUGUGCUUUGAACCACUGCCAUUUUGUUUACUUCGGAUGUUUACAUUUCAACAACCCUGCUGAUGUGAAUGAGUUCUGUCUUAUACAUUCCGUUAAAUUUGAAGACUAAAGAACAAAAAUCUUAAAGUCAUAAAGUCAGUUAUGUGGAUGUUUAAGGAGUUUUUGCUCAGGGAAGUUCAUAGUAAUUGGCUGCAACCUAUAAACAUAACCUGUAAUCCUUUUCUUUGGACCAAUCUCAAAGCACUGUUGAUGAAUCUAUGUGUCAUAGUCUCUGAACUGCCAUUUUGUGUUGGGACACAAGUGUUGGGACAUAUGGUCUAACACGUGGCUAAUUUGCUCCUGCCGUGUUGUUGGUGGCGUAUAUAUCUUAACACUACAUGCUAGAAAGGAGCUUUUGACUAAUGAAGCAAGCCUGAUUGCCUUAUAACACAGAGUCCAUUCAGCAGCACCACAGAACGCAUUAGAGCAUCCACGGGGUGGCGAAUUAACGUACUACAGUGCUGAAAACUCGACACUGAGUCUACUGCAGCAUUCCCAAACUAUCAAAGAUGUCUGCCCAGAUCUCUAGGAACAAUGAAACCUGGGUAAUUUAAAAAAAAAAAAAAAAGUAAUAACGACUGGCAGCAGCCAAAACUUACAGAUGAUAACUUUCCAGACUGAGGGCGCCACCGUGAUGUUAUAACUGCCAAGAAGUCGAUUUGUUAUAAUGUUAUUGCUGUGAUCAAUCAAACAUGGACAGUUGUUGUUUCUCUGUGGAUGCUGUGAAAUUGUCUCAUAUCAUAAUGGCAUUACCUGAGGAAAUAUCUUUCUAUUCCCAACAGUUAUUGUCAUAGCAACAGUUAAUAAACACUAAGUCAAUUCUCCUAUGAUUCUGAAGUAGCCUAGAUUUCUCUAGAGACCCAGCAAAGACAACAGCCUUCUAGUUUGUUAGCUCUCACAAGAACUACUAAACUACCUUUUAACAACUGCGUAACAACAACAACAACAAAAAAGACAUGGUCAUGCAUACUUGUGAUUUAGCGCAAUGCUUUCUGUUAAUCGAUAACACAUUUACAGUUGAUAAUAUUUUCUGUGGAAGAUUCAAUCUGUGCAUUCUGGUGUAAUUCUGUCUGCUUUUCCUGACUGUAGUCAAUGUAAAUAAAAACAAAGAUAUUAAUGUUAUACCUGAACUUGCUGACCAUCACUUCAUCACCAGAUUCCCUGCAGAAUAAGUCUGUAUUAAAAUAAUAAAUGUACAAAUUGAAACUUUAUUAUCAUCUGUUUCACUUCAUAAAGUACUGCUU